AUGUUUUACCAGCUUUGGGUUGUUCAUGGCCUCUACAAAGGCAGGGUGCUUCCCCUUGUAUACUGUCUCUUGCCGAACAAGCGCGAAGCGACGUACAAAAAAGCAACGCGCAUGCUACUUGAAGCUAUUGACGAUGCCACUUCAAGCCCACGACAGGUGCACACAAUAGUGAUGGACUUCGAAAAGGCUGAAGAGAAUGCUUUUCGGGAAUGCAUUCCUGACGUCGAUGUGCAUGGAUGCUUAUUUCAUUUCGCGCAAAGCAUCUGGCGCCGAAUUCAAGAGCUGGGCAUGCACACGCGAUUCAUUGAUGAUUCCAGCUACCACCUCAUCGUGAACAAAUUCAUAGCACUGUGCUUCUGUGAUGUUUUCGACGUCUGCGACAGAUAUCGCAUGCUCGCAAGACAGCUGCUGGACUUGUUUGGACGCACGGAACAGCACCAAGAGUUCCUAGACUACUUUGAGAAUACCUGGGUCGGUCGACCCCACAAGGACCCAAGGUUCCCAAUACCUAUGUGGAAUUGCAAGCGCGUGACAGAGGUCAGCCUUCCCAGAACCAACAAUAGCGUUGAAAGCUUUCACCGGGUAUUCCAAAAUUCUAUCGGUGCAUCCCAUCCUACAGUACUCAAGUUGCUGGAUGCGCUUCUCUCUGAACAAGUCCGUGUGAACGCGAUGGCCAUCCAGCUGGACGUGGGUCAUGAGCCACCGCUGUACACGAAGAAGGAGUACGAGCAGUCUAACAAGCGUCUAUGCCGGAUCCUGGAUGACUAUAACAACAGAGACGCAGACAGCUUUCUCAAUGCGUGCUCGUGCUAUGUACUUAGCGAUUCUUGA
Molecule: messenger RNA, 831 nt
Organism: Ixodes scapularis (black-legged tick)
Lineage: Eukaryota; Metazoa; Arthropoda; Arachnida; Ixodida; Ixodidae
Exons: 1
Coding region: 1-831 (276 amino acids)
Source: RefSeq, a predicted model, not a curated record